This is a messenger RNA of Sinocyclocheilus grahami, 978 nucleotides long. Its product is annotated as homeobox protein engrailed-2b-like. The record is from RefSeq and is a predicted model, not a curated record. The coding region runs from base 121 to 909 and encodes 262 amino acids. Gene Ontology annotation, cellular component: nucleus. Gene Ontology annotation, molecular function: RNA polymerase II cis-regulatory region sequence-specific DNA binding; DNA-binding transcription factor activity, RNA polymerase II-specific. The transcript is spliced from 2 exons. Lineage: Eukaryota; Metazoa; Chordata; Actinopteri; Cypriniformes; Cyprinidae. Gene Ontology annotation, biological process: multicellular organism development; regulation of transcription by RNA polymerase II; neuron differentiation.
GCCUGGUCGUUUCUCUUUGCACUAAGAAAUAAGGAAAAUAUACCACAAAAACUGGAACACAAACAUACGCGUUUGGGUGAGAGAGAUAAGGGUUAAAAAGAACAUUUGGAGAGUUUCACUAUGGAAGAAAAUGAUCACAGCAACAGAGAUGUGGAGCGCCAGGAUUCGGGCGAUGAGUCCAAUAGAGCUAUUCUACCCCUGUUGCAGGCUCCUGGAAACCUACUCCCUCACAGAAUCACCAACUUUUACAUCGACAACAUUUUGAGACCAGACUUUGGUCGCAGGAAAGAAGGAACCGGGCGCGACGAAAUUAAUAUAGUAGAAAGAGAGAACCGCUGUCCAUCGGCUCCCGGAUCAGGGCAGGUAGGAGCUCCAGUGUCAGGGGAAGGAACCUCGAGCCCUCAUCCAGUGAGCGCGUCUAAAAAAACUGAUAUUACCGCGGACGCACCUCUGAAACCCCGCGCAGAGACUGGAGAUCAAUGUUUAAGCUCAGAUUCGGAUUGCUCGCAAAGUAACGCUGCGCAGACGAAACAACCAAUACUUUGGCCGGCUUGGGUAUAUUGCACAAGAUAUUCAGACAGACCUUCAUCAGGACCAAGAUCCCGCAAACCAAAGAUGCAAAAUCCAACCAAGGAAGACAAGCGUCCGAGAACAGCCUUCACAGCAGAACAACUCCAGAGACUCAAGAACGAAUUCCAGAAUAACCGUUACCUGACGGAGCAGAGGAGACAAGCACUGGCCCAGGAACUCGGCCUCAACGAGUCUCAAAUCAAAAUCUGGUUUCAAAACAAAAGAGCGAAGAUUAAAAAAGCGUCGGGGAGCAAAAACUCGCUUGCAUUGCACCUGAUGGCACAGGGACUAUACAAUCACGCCUCAGCAACAAAGGACGACAAAUCAGACAGUGAUUAACGUGAAGGACAGGACAUCUGAAAUGCAAUAAUUCUAAACAAGGGCCAGUGUACAAAAUACCAGCAUUAA